This is a messenger RNA of Corylus avellana, 2869 nucleotides long. The record is from RefSeq and is a predicted model, not a curated record. NCBI's taxonomy places the organism in Eukaryota, Viridiplantae, Streptophyta, Magnoliopsida, Fagales, Betulaceae.
GGCGUGUCCUUGCCUUCUUCAACCCCCGUGCUCCACCUUCACCACUCCACCAGACUCUCUCCGACCCACCAUGAGCUCUCCCACUGAUUCCGAGCGACCAACCAUAGCCUCCCAAGACGAUAACAUGCCUGAAGAAAACCAGCAAAACCCACAAGACCUACAAGACCCACAGUCUCAUCCCCAAUCCCCCAAAACCCUAACCCUAGAACCUCCGAAUCCCCACCAGGACGAUCAAAAUCCGCAAAAUCCACAAGACGCGCAAAAUCCACAAGACCCAUUCGAGCAAAACCAAAUCCAGGACGACCCAGAACCUUUUCCGGUUCUCUCUCCCCGAAUCGCCGACCCUCACGUGUCCACCAUCACCUCCGUCUAUCGCCGAGCCCCGAAACGCAAGAGGAAAGGGGUGAAGCGCCGUCUCGAUAGAGAAAAGUCCCAGAAGAAGCUCGAGAUCCUCGUCGAAACGUUCAAGCCCAUCCCUUUCAUUCCUUCCAAAACCCUUGACUUCCAGAGCCACGAGAAGCUUCUAAGGCGGCUCGGCCUAUGGGACUUUGUCCACAUCGAGUUCGACAAGAACCUCCGAGCGGACCUCCUCGCGCAGCUGAUCGCCAUUUACAACCCCCAAUCGCGGUGUAGCUACGUGAAUGGGGGUCGGGUCAACGUCAACCGGGCCGAUUUGGCGCGUGCGUUAAAGUUGCCGUUGCCGGCGAAGAAGAAUGUGGUGCUACUGGACGAGGAGGCAGAGGCGGAGGCUGGGGGAUCUAUGGCGGAGUCGAUAGGGUUCGUGGAGGAUUUCGUGUCUAAUUGGGUGCUUUUGCAUGAGGAUACGUGGAUGAUGCCGAACGAGGUGUUGAAUUGGACGAAAGUGAUCAAGGAAGGGCAUUUCGAGAAGGUGGAUUGGGCUAGUUUGAUCUGGUUCAUGGUAGAGAAGGAGCUGGGGCAGGCGCCAAAUCUCACAAAUUGCUACUACGCCUCUCAUUUGCAGUAUCUGAUAAGGUCGCAGCGCGAAGAUUUGCUCAAGGUGGAGCCUAAGGUGGAGGAGGUUGAGGUGAAGGAUGAGGAGGAGGAAGAUGAGGAGGAUGUGGAUGGUAGUGCGGAUGUCAAGACGGGUGAGGUUGAAGAGUUCCGGGGUCACGAAUUGGAGGAAAAUAGUAUUGAAUUGAGUCUUGGUCAAGACAAUGUGGAGAGAGUGGAAGAGAAGGUUGAGAGAAUUGAAGAAAAGGUUGAGAGUGUUGAGGAGAAGGAGAAGGUUGAGAGAGUUGAGGAGAAGGUAGAGGUUGAGGUUGAUGUUGAUGUUGAUGUUAAUGUUGAGAAGGAGCGUGGUGGGAAUGAGGAUGUUAUGGAUUUUGAGGAAUGUAGGGAGGAGUAUAAGGAGGAGGAAGGAGGUGGGCAAUGGCUAUUUGAUAGGAAGAGCAAUGUUGGCGAUUUGGCUGAGUCGUUUCUGAGGCCGUGUAGUGUUGGUGAAGUUAAAGGAUUGGAUUGUGAGGAGGAAAAGAGAGAAGAAGUGGAAGAAGGAGAGGAAGGACAAGAGGAAGAAGGGGAAGAAGAAGAAGAAGAAGAAGGGGGGCAAGAGGUUAGUGGGUUUCAUCUUUCGCCUAAGUGUAAUCCGCUAGAGGGGUUGCCUUCAGGGAGUUUAAUUCAGGAAAUGGAAGGGGUGCAAAUGCCUUUUAGCACGGAGUUGGAACUCCGUGAUCAUUCGGCGGGGGAUUUUUUAUCGUCUAGGGAUGAUGGUAGGAUUAUUUCUGGUGGUUCGUCGCUUUUUGGUAAUAAUAAUAAGAGAGGGAUUGGUCAUGAGAAUGAUAACAUUCAUAAUUCUCUUAAUGAAGGUAAUAAAAGGUUGAGGAGUGAUGGGCCAUGGGAUGGUAAAGUGGCUGAUUUUGAUAUGUGUAUGGAGCAAGUACAGCAUUGGGUUGGGAAAGCUAGGAUGAUGUAUGCGGCGAAAGAACAGGCAUGUGGGGAAGCUACUGUGAAUCAGCAGUUCUUGCUAAAUGAGUUGCAUCAGCGAGAUAGUAUGAUUGACCACUUGCGCGCGACUAAGUAUGAAGAACAACAAAAGAGUCAAGUGGAGUUUUAUAGGCUUGAUCGUGAACUCUAUAUGAUGGGACAUCUGUUGGAUGGCUAUAGGAAGGCCUUGAAGGAAAUUAAUGGAGCAUUUGCUGAAUACAGAGCACGCUGUCCGCAGCCUGAAGAGCCACUUUACAAGGAUGUUCCUCAAUCUGGAGGUCUUGUUCUCAGCUCCAUGGAGCUAGAAAAGCAACGCUUGAAGCAAGAAGAAGAAGACAGGAUGAACCGUUUGGUGAUCGAGAAGAAGGUUAAAGUCUUUGAAGGAGGAUGGAUUAGUAAAUUUGAAGCACAUUUUGAAGGGGUUGAUUUGCUUGGUAGUAGGUUGCUGAAUGUUGAGAGUGGAGUGAAACUACUUAAGGAAUCAUUUGCAAAACGUAAGCUUUCUGAAAUAUCAGAUGGAGCUCCCAAUGAAUGAUGCACUACUCUCUUUUGUAUCAGAGUUACGGAUUGAAAAUUUACCAGUACUUGUUUUCCAAUAUUAUGAAGCAGACCCAUGAAGUGAUUGACAGGAUACGGGUUGAAGAGCUUGUUAAGGUUGGUAUUACUAAUCUGCCAUGUUUUGCUGCAAACUUAUUCUACCAAGAUGUAUAAAGUAGCUAGGAGUGGCAUUGAAGGAGAUACACGAGGAAAGAAUGUCCUAUAUGUUAUUUGCUUGUGCGAUGUUAUUAUCUGAAACCGGUAGUUUAUAGGGUGGAGUCAACUAUCAAAAGUAGUGGAAAAGUUACAUAUUUUUAUCAAUAAUACAUGCAACUCUUGCUCUUGGAAGUUGGUUAAUGUUUUCUUAAUGAGUAAUCAGAUUUUAGUUGUC